Molecule: messenger RNA, 5945 nt
Organism: Zonotrichia leucophrys gambelii
Lineage: Eukaryota; Metazoa; Chordata; Aves; Passeriformes; Passerellidae
Gene: RALGAPA2
Product: Ral GTPase activating protein catalytic subunit alpha 2
Exons: 41
Coding region: 51-5813 (1920 amino acids)
Biological process (GO): positive regulation of GTPase activity; regulation of small GTPase mediated signal transduction
Cellular component (GO): cytoplasm; nucleus
Molecular function (GO): GTPase activator activity
Source: RefSeq, a predicted model, not a curated record
GGGAGCGCGCCCGGCUCUGCGCCUGCAUCCCUGCCCGCCGUGCCGCCGGCAUGUUCUCCAGGAAGAGCCACGCCGACGUCAGGAAAUCCACGCAGAAGGCGCUGGACCCCAAGCGGGACGUGCUGACCCGCCUGAAGCACCUCCGCGCUCUGCUGGAUAUUGUGGAUGGAAGUGACCUCAAGCAGUUUUUUGACAACAAUUAUUCUCAAAUUUAUUUUAUAUUCUAUGAAAACUUCAUAACACUGGAAAACAGCCUGAAACAAAAAGGGAAUAAAUCACAAAGGGAGGAGCUGGACUCCAUCCUCUUUCUUUUUGAAAAAAUAUUGCAGCUGCUACCAGAGAGGAUUUUUUAUCGAUGGCAUUUUCGCAGUAUAGGAUCGAUUCUGAAGAAGCUUUUGCACACUGGAAAUUCUCUCAAGCUCAGGUGUGAAGGAAUCCGCCUGUUCCUGCUGUGGCUGCAAGCCCUGCAGACCAACUGUGGCGAGGAGCAGAUCCUGAUGUUCGCCUGCCUGGUGCCCGGCUUCCCCCCGCUGCCGUCCUCGCGCGGGCCCUGCACGCUGGAGAGCCUGGUCAGCCCCCCGGCCGCGCCCGACGCCAAGAUAUUUCCAGAAGAAAUAACGCCGCUUUUGCCAGCUGUCUCUGGAGAGAAAAUUGCAGAAGACCAGACCUGCUAUUUUCUCCAGCUCCUGCUAAAAUAUAUGGUAAUUCAGGCUGCCAGCUUGGAGUGGAAGAACAAGGAGAACCAAGACACUGGGUUUAAGUUUCUCUUUACUUUGUUCAGAAAAUACUAUCUUCCUCACUUGUUCCCAUCUUUUACAAAGCUAACCAACCUCUACAAGCCUGUGCUGGACAUCCCUGAUAUCAGGCCAAGGCCGGUGUACGUCACUGCAACACGGAACAAUGAGAGUGUCUACUGCACCAAAAUCCCCUACAUGGCAGCUCGGGUGGUUUUCAUCAAGUGGCUCGUUACCUUCUUCCUUGAAAAGAAGUAUUUAACUGCUGUUCAGAAUACAAAAAAUGGAGGAGAAAUGCUCCCUAAAAUUAUUCAGACGGUCGCCGCGGGCCAGGAGAAGAGCGCGGAGCUGGAGGCGGGCGCGGCGGUGCCGGCGGGCGAGCAGGAGCGCGGCCACUCGGGCAGCGGCAGCAGCAGCCUGUCAGACAGGAGGCUCAGCAGCUGCAGCCUGUGCAGCGUGGAGGAGCAGCACCGCGGUGUCUACGAGAUGGUGCAGGGCAUCCUGCUCUCCACGCGUGGAUACGUCAACUUCGUCAACGAGGUGUUCCGCCAGGCUUUUUUGUUGCCGCCUUCUGAUAUCUCCGCAACGCGGAAGGUGGUAAAAGUGUACCAGAAGUGGAUACUGCAGGAGAAACCUGUGUUCAUGGAGGAGCCAGACAAGAAGGAGGACAGCCAGGACGCUGUUGCUCCCUUGGAAGACUCCUCAGUGCAAACAGACGGUAAACAUCUCUCCUCGGAGCCCUGCGGGCACAAGCGCUCCUCCAGCUGGGGCAGGACCUACUCCUUCACCAGCGCCGUCAGCCGGGGCUGCGUGCUGGAGGAUGAGGACAGGGACGUGAAGGCUGGAGCUCAGGCUGCACUGCAGGUAUUCCUGACAAACUCAGCGAACGUUUUCCUGCUGGAGCCAUGCACUGAGGUCCCUUUGCUGCUGAAGGAGCAGGUGGAUGCCUGCAAAGCUGUUCUCAGCAUCUUCAGGCGCAUGAUAAUGGAGCUGUCCAUGAACAGAAAGACAUGGGAGCAGAUGCUGCAGAUACUCCUCAGAAUAACAGAAGCUGUGAUGCAGAAGCCAAAGGAGAACCAGACAAAGGACACGUUUGCUCAGAGCAUGGCGGGGCUGCUGUUCCGAACCCUCAUUGUGGCUUGGAUCAGAGCCAACCUGAGCGUUUACAUCUCCCGGGAGCUGUGGGAUGAGCUGCUCAGUGUCCUGUCCUCCCUGACGGACUGGGAGGAGCUCAUCAACGAGUGGGCCAACAUCAUGGACUCCCUGACAGCCGUGCUGGCCAGGACUGUGUAUGGUGUGGAGAUGACAAACCUGCCCCUGGACAAGCUCAGUGAGCAGAAGGAAAAAAAGCAGAGAGGCAAAGGUGGUGUUUUAGAGCCUCAGAAGACAGCUGUAGUAGGAAGAUCUUUUUCCUUAAGCUGGAAAAGUCACCCUGAAGUUGUGGAGCCAAUGAGAUUCAGAAGUGCCACAACCUCUGGGGCCCCAGGAGUGGAGAAAGCAAGAAACAUUGUCCGUCAGAGAGCCACAGCUAAGCGAAGCCAGUCUAUCAGCAACUGUGUCCAUCUUUAUGAGGCUUUGCCAGCCACUAAAAGUGUACCUCUUCUGCUUCACACUGUGAGCUCUCUCUUCCCUGGUAUCUCUUACACUUCUUGCUCUCACAGACUGUCAGAAGUUGAAGAAUCUCAGCAGCUGGAAAAUUCAGAAGGAACAGAAGCUGCAGGCCUUUUUGCAGACCAAGAGCAGCAGCUAACUCGAAGCAGCAGCACUUCAGAUAUUGCAGAUCAGAUUCCAUCUGAUUUUUUCCAAGGUAAAAAGGCUGGAAAUUCAACUUCAGACUCCAAAUCAGUUCAGGAAAAUAAGGGAUAUGUAAAGGAGCACGAAGCUGAGCAAGUGCUAAUGCAGAGGAGCAGCAGUACAGCUGAGUUGGAUCUGAAAGCAGACUUGCAGCAAUCUCACGGGUAUUACAGAGAGAGGGAGAAAAGUGAGAGCGUGAGCAGUGACACGUCCCUGGGCUGUGCAGCUGACGUGGACAUCGCCCUGGUGGCCUGGCAGGCGGCUGAGGAUGAGCCCGAGGCGGGGCCGGCCGCGGGGGCGGGCGGGGAUCCUGCGGCACCGCGCUGGCUCCAGCUCAGCCCCUCGCAGGAGCCCGCCAACCUCACAGACAGCAGUGAGUUCCUGGCUGAUGAUUGCAGUAUAAUUGCUGGUGGAAGCCUUAUUGGUUGGCAUCCUGAUUCUGCUGCUGUGCUGUGGAGGAGAAUCCUGGGAAUUCUUGGAGAUGUGAACAACAUACAGUCACCUAAAAUCCAUGCAAAAGUUUUUGGCUACCUUUAUGAGCUGUGGUUUAAACUUGCAAAGAUCCGGGACAACCUCGCUAUCAGCGUUGACAAUCAGUCAACUCCCUCUCCUCCCGUCCUGAUCCCUCCUCUCAGGAUAUUUGCAUCAUGGCUGUUCAAGGCAGCCAUGCUGCCCAGCGAGUACAAGGAGGGCAAGCUGCAGGCGUUCCGGCUGCUCUGCGCCAUGAUGAGCCGGCGCCAGGACCUGCUGCCCAACUCGGACUUCCUGGUGCACUUCUACUUCGUCAUGCGCCUGGGGCUCACCAGCCAGGACCAGGACAUCCUGAACACUGUCAUAAAGCACUGCCUGCCGUGGUUCUUCUUCCUGGGGCUGCCUGGCUUCACGAUGCUGAUCGGGGACUUCCUCGGAGCAGCGGCGCGCGUGCUGAGCGCGGACACGCCGGAGGCUCCCCGCUCUGAAGCUCACACCAUCCUUGGUGCUCUUGUGUGCUUUCCCAACACCUACCAAGGAAUCCCACAGCUGGGACCCAUCUCAGAAGCUGGUGAGAGCAUCACAGGAAGUGCAGAUUUGAAGUGUUGCCUCAUAAAUAUUUUAUUGAAGAAUGCCACAGAGGAGCCAUGUGAAGCUGCAAGGUGCAUAGCCAUCUGCGGCCUCGGUGUGUGGAUCUGCGAGGAGCUCACGGAGUGCACGAGCCACCCCCACGUGAAGAAAGCCAUCAAUGUCAUAGGUGUGACACUGAAGUUUUCCAACAAGCUGGUAGCUCAGGUAGCCUGUGAUGUCCUUCAGCUGCUGGUGUCUUACUGGCGGAAGCUUCAGGAGUACGAAUCCUCCCUGUGCCGGAAAAUUACGGAAAUCCUGGUGGCCACCAUCGCGUUCCUCCUGCCCGGUGCUGAAUACUCCUCCAUGGAAGCGGAUAAAAAGUUCAUAGUUUCACUGCUGCUUUGCUUGCUGGACUGGUGCAUGGCACUGCCCAUGAAAAUGCUGCUGGAGCCUGUGUCUGCUGGUGCUGUGGAGGAUCAACAUGCAUCCAGAGCUCCUUUGCUGGAUUAUAUUUACAGAGUCCUGCACUGCUGCAUCAAUGGCUCCAGCACCUACACGCAGCAAAGCCACUAUGUGCUGAGCCUGGCCGACCUCUCCUCCUCUGACUACGACCCCUUCCUGCCCCUGGGGAAUGUCAGGAGCUCCUCAGAGCCGGCCCAGUGCCCCUCCUCCACCGAUUUGGGCGACCUGCUCACCGUGGCUGAAGAGAAGAGGAGGAGGAAUCUGGAGCUGAUCCCUCUCACAGCGAGGAUGGUCAUGACUCACCUGGUGAAUCACCUGAGCCACUACCCGCUCAGCGGGGGCCCUGCCAUCCUCCACAGCCUCCUGAGCGAGAACCACGACAAUUCCUACGUGGAGUCCUCCGAGCUGUGCUCGGAAGUGUUCCGCAGCCCCAACCUGCAGCUCUUCGUGUUCAACGACAGCACCCUCAUCUCCUACCUCCAGAUCCCCGCUGAGAAGAAGGCGGGAGCCGAGCCGGCGCCGCCGUCGGACGUGCGGGUGAUCGUGCGGGAUAUCUCAGGGAAGUACUCCUGGGAUGGCCGGGUCCUGUACGGGCCUCUGGAGGGCUGCCUGCCCCAGCGCAGCACGGCCGCUGCCUUCGCCAUCUCCAGAGACCCUCAGCAGCAGCAGGGCCUUUCCCAGAGCGAUGGCUCCCAGGUGGAGGAGGGAGAGGACGCCCUGGACCAGCUGCUGGAGAGGAUCGGGAGCAGCAGCCCCGAGUGCCUCCCGCACCCGCAGCGCAAGCUGAACGAGCCGGCGCCGCCGCCCUGCGGCAUGAGCGCCGAGCAGGAGCGCGCCAUCACCGAGGCCCUGCUGCAGCAGAGCGCCCAGGAAAGGGAGUUCAUCCUCAAAUGCAGCUCGGACUGCAGCAUGAGCGUGGCCCGCCAGGAGCCACCGCCGCCUGCCCAGCCCCAGGCCUCCUUUUAUUUCUGUCGGCUGCUGCUGAACGACUUGGGAAUGAACUCCUGGGAUAGAAGAAAAAGCUUUCAUCUGCUAAAGAAAAAUUCAAAGUUGCUGCGAGAACUGAAGAAUCUGGAUUCCCGCCAAUGUCGUGAGACUCACAAGAUCGCCGUGUUCUACAUCGCUGAGGGACAGGAGGACAAGUGUUCCAUCCUGGCCAACGCCAGGGGAAGCCAGGCCUAUGAAGAUUUUGUGGCUGGGCUGGGCUGGGAGGUCGACCUGUCCACGCACGGCGGGUUCAUGGGCGGCCUGCAGCGCAACGGCAGCACGGGGCAGACCGCGCCCUACUACGCCACCUCCACCGUGGAGAUCAUCUUCCAUGUGUCCACCAGGAUGCCCUCCGACUCAGACGACUCACUGACCAAAAAGCUCCGUCACUUGGGGAAUGACGAGGUGCACAUCGUGUGGUCCGAGCACACGCGCAACUACCGCAGGGGCAUCAUCCCCACCGACUUCGGCGACGUCCUCAUCGUCAUCUACCCCAUGAAGAACCACAUGUUCUUCAUUGAGAUCAUGAAGAAACCCGAGGUGCCGUUUUUUGGUCCCCUCUUCGAUGGCGCCAUCGUGACGGCAAAGCUGCUGCCCAGCCUGAUCUGUGCCACGUGCAUCAACGCCAGCAGAGCCGUCAAGUCCCUCAUCCCUCUCUACCAGAGCUUCUACGAGGAGAGAGCUCUGUACCUCGAGGCCAUCAUCCAGAACCAUAAAGAAGUGAUGACGUUUGAGGAUUUUGCUGCUCAGGUCUUCUCUCCCUCUCCCAGCUACUCCCUCGGUGGAACUGAUUAGAGUGUUAAUGCUCUCGGUACAGUAACAGCCACAGGCUGCCUCACCACAAGUGCAAGCGCCGACCUCGCUGGCGUCGAGCUGGUGGAGCUGCCCCUGCUGCCACGUGCCUCCAGGAGCAGGGUCUCUGGGAAG